Messenger RNA from Saprolegnia parasitica CBS 223.65, 552 nucleotides. RefSeq lists its product as hypothetical. The record is from RefSeq and is a predicted model, not a curated record. The coding region runs from base 1 to 552 and encodes 183 amino acids. Lineage: Eukaryota; Oomycota; Saprolegniomycetes; Saprolegniales; Saprolegniaceae. The transcript has a single exon.
AUGCAAACGACUCCGUCCUCCCCAGAGAUCUGCCGUUUCAAUGGGUGUAGUAACCCGGCGAUCGACGCCUUGGCCAAGUGCAAUUUCCACCGCCAUCGCCUUCCGUGCUCCGUCGCGCGCUGCAACAACAUUGUGUACGCCCGCCAGCUCUGCGUGCGCCACGGCGGCAAACCCAAGUGUGCCCAUGACGACUGCGAUGCGAACGCGCGGCCUGGUGGCUUUUGCUACCGCCACACCGAAGUCCGCAGCAAGCGUCUUUGCACGCAGCCCCUCUGCACGAACGCCGCGCACGCCAGGGGCUUGUGCGUCCGCCAUGGCGGCGGUCGUCGCUGCCGCGUCGACGGAUGCAAGACACUGGCGCGCAAGGGCGGCUGCUGUGUGCGGCAUCGCGAAGGAGUCGCUUGUGCCGAUGUACUCGACUUGGCAUUGGAUUGGAUCGACGCGAUCGAGCCGCUCGACGAUGCCAUUCUGGAUUGCCUGAUCAAGACGUGUGCUGCAGACACGUCGUCGUCGUCGCCUUCCACCAUCGAUGUCGAAUGGUACGCGUUGUGA